Nymphalis io (European peacock) is the source of this 1112-nucleotide messenger RNA. RefSeq lists its product as uncharacterized. The transcript has 4 exons. The record is from RefSeq and is a predicted model, not a curated record. Bases 196 to 876 code for a protein of 226 amino acids. Lineage: Eukaryota; Metazoa; Arthropoda; Insecta; Lepidoptera; Nymphalidae.
UAUCGCAUUCGACAUUAAUCGCAUGUUGCCGUGAAAAGUACGAUUUGAUAAGCGGUCAGGAAGAGCAUUUAAUAGACUGCGGUAACUCAUUAACAACAUUAACAAGCGACCAUUCGACGGAGAUACUCGUGUUUGUAACAAAGGUAUCCAGUUAAAGUCCAGAGUCAAUAUAAACAGUGUGAAGAACGUAACGUAAUGAUGAAAAUUGUUUUGAUCAGUGUGUUAUUACUCCAAAUUACGUUGUGCUAUGCAUAUCCGACAUCGCAGGGUGUAGGUGUCUACAGCUAUCAGGAUUCCACAGGCAAUAGGUAUGGUGGGACAUUCGAUCCGAGGGACACAUUCAUACCAUACAGUGAUCCCUUCGCUGUCCCAUUCAACGAUAUCGACUAUUUCAUUCCUGAUUACUUUAGGAACUUUGAUAACAUACUUCAACAGAUUUUUCGUUCUGAUAUAGAAAGUCAGAGAUUAGCGUCACACGCAGCUCGUAAAGCGUUUGAUAUAACAUAUAACCAUGCAGGUUAUAAUCCCAAUUUCUUUAGGUUACCGCAAUUUACUGGAAGCCCAUUCUUUGGACCAGGAGGAUUCCAAGCUAAUAUGGAUAAUAAUGCCCAUCAGUCGGCCUUCGCCAGUGCCGUAGCUGCGCCAGGUUACAGACGUCAAAUUGCAUCCAUUAACCCAGUCAAUCCUGGUUUAGCGAACGUGGAUGUAACGAGUACCCUCGGUGAAUCUGAUAAUAGAAAUCCGAAUUUCAUGAGCGUUUCCAGUUCCUCAUUCGCCUCGUCUUCUAACAGAGACGGGAAGGUCACAGGCGUGCGAGGUGCGGAGACCGUCGUCAAUGAUAACGGAAAGAUUACCAAGUACCAAGUUCACAGCUAAAAAGGUUCUCUUUAUAGCGCCGCGAGUUUUCAUUAUCUUUUUAUUAACAAAAUUUAGUAAUUUUAAUGUUUUGUGUAUUCAAAAUGACACGUGUCCAUAUGGCUGUGAUAAGAUUUGAGCAUAUGUAUUAUAAUAAUAUUUAAAACACAUUAUAGGCAUUUAUGUAAUAAUGAUCAGUGAUUUACUAAAUAUAAUAUAUAUAUAUGAAAUAAAUGAGUUGGCGCUGACACAAAAAA